Molecule: messenger RNA, 468 nt
Organism: Mercurialis annua (annual mercury)
Lineage: Eukaryota; Viridiplantae; Streptophyta; Magnoliopsida; Malpighiales; Euphorbiaceae
Exons: 1
Coding region: 1-468 (155 amino acids)
Source: RefSeq, a predicted model, not a curated record
AUGACAGCACAAGAUUCGUACAACGAGAUGCUGAAAAAGGUACUAGAAUCUGUCCAGGAAAAUCUGGAUAGAUUGACUAGUGAAGCAAAAAGAACGAAUGAUAGGCACGAAAAAACUAUGAAAAUCCUAAGGGAGAAUUUCAGCCCAACAGCUCCGAGAAGAAGAGGAAGAACAGAAAACACAAAUCCAAGCCGCCGAGAGACAAGGGAAGAAAAUAACAGAAGCAGGGAACCUAGAAAUGGAGGAAAUGAGGAAAGAGACGAAACGAGAAACCGACGGGAGAAUGGAAACAGAAGUGACGAAGAAAGCCCAGGCAAUCAAAAUAAUGGAAAAAACAAAUCCAACGAGCAAUCCCCUGAAACACCCAGAAAUGAGCAAAACCAAGACGAUGCCCGAAGCGGGUUAAACUCAAAAAGAGAAGAACGAAGGGAGAAGGAGAAAGAAGAUGCCCCACCAAAAAGCAAGUGA